Pedinophyceae sp. YPF-701 is the source of this 1308-nucleotide messenger RNA. The record is from the annotation of a GenBank genome assembly. Lineage: Eukaryota; Viridiplantae; Chlorophyta; Pedinophyceae.
AUGAAGCAGGACGAGAAGAGCGAAGGGACCGGGGCGUCCUGCAGCUCCCCGAGCGACAACUUCAGCAGCAACUCCUCGGGCAGCGAGAGCGCGCAGGACACCACGGACCGCUCCUCCUCGUCCAGCGGCAGCGGCCCGCACGAGAGCAGCGGCAGCGAGUCGAGCCAGGAGUUCGUCAUCGGCGCGGACGGCCGUGUGCCCUUCGGCGGCAAAAUGGACUUCUCCUUCCGCUGCUGGCCCUCCGCGGUCGCCGCGGUCGCAAACAGGGACGCGUUCGACCUCGCGCACUUCGUCGCCGACUGCAAAAGCGUCAUGAAGGUGCGCGCGAAGGAGCUAGCGUACAGCACCGGCGAGACGUUCUGGCUGCAAGCCAACGCGGCGCCGCGCUGCGCGCUGGAGCAGCUCGCUCUGCUGGUCUUCGAGGCGCACACGGACACGGCGCGCUUCGACGCGGCCUCGAGCGGCGUCGAGUUCUGGACGGUGUGCAUCAAGUCGGACGACGCCGUGGGGUGGCACUGGGACAAGGACUACGACAUGGAGCAGGACGGCGUGAACGUGUGCCCGCACCUGGGCACCGUGACGUACCUGACCGAGGGCGGCGCGCCGACCGUGGUGCUGGACCACACGGCCCCGCUCACGACCGAGUCCUCGUGCCAGGGGUCGGCCAAGCGGGCGUGGAUCAGCUGGCCGAGCGUCGGGAAGCACAUGUGCUUCGAUGGCAGAUAUCUGCACGGCGCCGCGCCGGAGCUUGCGGGCGCCGUGUCUCCCAAGGCCGGAGAAGAGCGCGUCACCUUUCUCGCGAACAUCUGGCUCAACCACACCCCCCGGGGAGCCAAGCGGCUGCCCAAGGAGCGCGCCGCAACACUGACCCCCCCCGGGGCCUUCGCCGCCGGCAAGAACGCGUCCAAGAAGCUGAUUCAGCGCCCCGGCCAGAUCUCCGUCCUGCACCAGCUCGUCGGCGAGCGGCGCGCCUCGUCGGGCCGCAGCAGCGCGGGCCGAUUGGUGUGGCGGUUUGGGGAGGUGCGGGGCGUGGCGGGCGCGCAGCAGCCGGUGGUGCACACCGUGGACUUGCCGCUCGCGGCGCAGGACGUCAAGGCCGCGGUGGACGAGGUGGGUCGGCAGUGGGACCAGGGCAAGAAGCGCAGGGGGGACAAUUACCUGCGCGAGGAGGGGGGGAGUGCGGAUUUCCUGACGGGGCUGUGCGUCGACUUCGAGAAGUGGGGCGGCGUCUCCGGGCGCAUCGCCGUCGACAACGGCCGGGGCGAAGACGAGGGCCAGCGAGGGCCGAAGCGUCGGCGCAAGGCCUGA